AUGUCAAGUCGCGCUGGCGGCCUAGCCGAUAAUUCAGUCUGUCAAGACCCGCCCGAGCUCGCCCGAGUGAAUAAGCUCCCGGUAGUUACCAAGUGGACCACGAUAGGCUCGCCCGAACUCACCCGAGGCCUCGAGACAGCCAAUCAACUUGAGCAGAUCACAAAUCACCACGACUCACAAUUAAUGGGAUAUAAGGGCGAUCAAGAAGCCAUGCGACAAUAUAGAAUGAUAAUGAAGAGAAGUCAGGCAAUUCAUUUCCAAAGACACUCAUUAGCAACAUGGGUUUUGAGCGUAAACAUGUCUCCAGCCAUUGUUAACUCGGCAACUCUAGGAUACGAUGCCUCAGUCAUGAACGGCCUCCUUAUCCUCCCCUCGUACACCGAAUACUUCCACUUGACCCCUGCAUUGGAAGGUCUCAACAACGCUGCAUCAUGGAUGGGAGGCAUUCUGGGCGCCUUUUUGAUGCAGCCGGUGCCAGAUUACUUUGGACGUCGAAGAGCUAUCCUCGUCGCAUCAGUCAUCACAGUAAUCGGCAUUAUUCUCCAAGCCGCCGCGCAAAACAUUGCCAUGUUCGUCAUCGCUCGAAUCAUCGUUGGCAUCGGCUCUGCAAUCAGCAACGGCGCUGCUCCCACUUUGCUCGGAGAACUUCUGCCAGCUCGCAAGCGCGGCCGAAUUCUCGGUCUGUUCUUUUCUUGUUUCUAUGUGGGAAGCUUGGCCUCAGCCAUUGUCAACUACGGCAGCCAAAACAUCCAGAGCACUUGGUCUUGGCGUCUUCCCUCUCUUCUUCAGUUCGUGCCAAGCUUGUUGGCAGUGAUACUGGUGCCAUUCGUUCCGGAGUCCCCACGCUGGCUGAUUGCGAAAGGCCAUGAUGAUGAGGCUCUUGAGGUUCUCGUGAUCAUGCAAGGUAAGGGCGUCGAGGAUAUUCAGCAAGGACGGGCGAGUUUGCAUGAGAUCAGAAGCAUUAUGAAGAAGGAGGAAGAGGAGUAUCCUCGAAACCCAUGGAGAGAGAUCGUAUCUACGCCCGCCAAUCGGAAACGCCUCGCCAUUCUUUGCACAUUUGGCCCCAUGAUCAACAUGUUUGGCAACUUCAUCAUCUCGUCUUACCUGACCAAGAUCUUGAGUCAGGCUGGUAUUAGGGACACAGUGAAGCAAACACAGAUUCAAGUCAUCCUGAACUGUUGGUCAUUUGCUGUUGCGGUCUUUGGCAGCUUCAUGCUCGACAUUUUAGGCAGAAGGAAGCAAACCUUCGUUGGUGUGGGCGGUAUGAUUGCCAUGCUCUACAUUACGGGAGGCCUCAUUAAGAGUGAGUCAAUGGUUAAUAUCUCUGUAGCAUAUGGUGAAUCAACCAAUCAAUCUGGAAUCUACGGCACGAUUGCAGUCAUCUUCCUAUUCCAAGGGUUCUACGCCUUUUCCAUCACACCAAUGACCAGUCUAUAUCCCACGGAGGUUUCGCAGUACAAGCUUCGAGCUACGGGGAUCGCAAUCUUCCGUAUGCUGGACUCUGGAUUCGGGCAAGGUAGUCUGCUGGCUUCAUUUACUAUGGCAUACGCUAUGGCAGAUUUGGGGUGGAAAUUCUACUUCAUCAACGCUUCCUGGAAUGUAAUCUUUCUUGUAAUAGCAUACUUUACCUUUGUGGAGACCAAAGGACUCAAGCUGGAAGAAAUUGCUGCAAAGUUCGAAGGACCUAGGAUUCUAGAGGCGAGCAUGGAAGAUUCGGCCUCACAAGAGAUUUCAGUCACUGGAAAGGGGGUGCACAAUGUUGAUACGAAAUCGAUGUAG
Colletotrichum lupini is the source of this 1779-nucleotide messenger RNA. RefSeq lists its product as uncharacterized. Lineage: Eukaryota; Fungi; Ascomycota; Sordariomycetes; Glomerellales; Glomerellaceae. The transcript is spliced from 7 exons. Gene Ontology annotation, biological process: transmembrane transport; carbohydrate transport. The record is from RefSeq and is a predicted model, not a curated record. Gene Ontology annotation, molecular function: carbohydrate:proton symporter activity. Bases 1 to 1779 code for a protein of 592 amino acids. Gene Ontology annotation, cellular component: membrane.